AUGUCUACCGAAACAAAACCGCCAUGCCCUCCCUUCACCGCCGAAACAGCGCGAAUCAAAGUCAAGGCUGCGCAGGAUGCAUGGAAUACGAAGGACCCUGAGACAGUCAAGAUGGCAUACACACCUGACUCAGUCUGGCGGAACAGGGACGUCUUCCUUCGCGGCCGCGACGAGAUUGUACAGUUCCUGAGCGAGAAGUGGUCGCGCGAAGAUGGCUAUAGACUGCGCAAAGAGCUGUUUGCCUUUUCUGACAACAGGAUUGCCGUACAAUUUUGGUACGAAUGGCACGACGAGAGCGGCCAGUGGUGGCGUACCUACGGACUCGAGGACUGGACCUUUGCAGACAAUGGUCUGAUGCGGAAGCGGCAAAUGAGCGGCAACGAUGUCAGAAUUAACGAAGACGCAAGGUGGUUCAGGGAAGGCGUCGACGUCAACUCGGUGUCCAUUGGCGAGGAGCACUGGUGA
Verticillium nonalfalfae is the source of this 465-nucleotide messenger RNA. RefSeq lists its product as uncharacterized. The record is from RefSeq and is a predicted model, not a curated record. The coding region runs from base 1 to 465 and encodes 154 amino acids. NCBI's taxonomy places the organism in Eukaryota, Fungi, Ascomycota, Sordariomycetes, Glomerellales, Plectosphaerellaceae. The transcript is spliced from 3 exons.